AUGGUGAUGGCAGUCCUAAAGAUCAUACUUCGGGGAAGAAAUGACGCUGUGGAAGCUACACAAGAACUGGAUGUUGGCGAAUGCCAAAUGAUAGCAACUACUGUAGAGUUCUGGUGUUGCUUUAGAGUCACCAGAAUAUCAGUCAAGAUGGAAGAGCACAAGAUAGAAAUCGGAUGUAGCCUUAGUUGCAUUACUGCUGAUCGGGGGUUCAGUACGGUCUGCCUUGAUAGUUAUAAACUGAGAACAGCUUAUUUUCAGUAUAGUCAUCAGUAUGGUGAAAGGGAAGAGGAGGUUGUUAAUAGAAGACACAUAUAUACUGCGUAUCGGCCGCUGGCCACAUGGUUUCGAGGUUACCUUGAGAAGGAUGUUCGGAUGGUCCUGCCAUCUUGUGAUGUGGUCAAUUAA
This is a messenger RNA of Ruditapes philippinarum (Manila clam), 405 nucleotides long. RefSeq lists its product as uncharacterized. The transcript is spliced from 3 exons. The record is from RefSeq and is a predicted model, not a curated record. Bases 1 to 405 code for a protein of 134 amino acids. Lineage: Eukaryota; Metazoa; Mollusca; Bivalvia; Venerida; Veneridae.